Molecule: messenger RNA, 1417 nt
Organism: Lonchura striata (white-rumped munia)
Lineage: Eukaryota; Metazoa; Chordata; Aves; Passeriformes; Estrildidae
Source: RefSeq, a predicted model, not a curated record
AUGGAGCGGCCCCGGUACCGGGAGGCGGCCAGGGGCGGCCCCGGGGGGAGCGGGCCCGGGGGGGGCUCCAGCGCCGCCGGCAACGGGAGCUGCGGCCACCCCCCUGCUGCCACCGGCACCGGCACCGACACCGGCACCGGCACCGGGACCGGUACCGGCACGGCGGGAGGCGGCGACGAGAGCGGCGAGCGCGACCCUCCUGUCACCGGCCCCGGUGGCGACCGCGUGUCCCCACCCCCGGGCAAUGUCCCCACCCCUCGCAGUGUCCCCACCCCCGGCAAUGUCCCCAACCCCUCCGGUGUCCCCAGCCCCGGGGGUCGCUGCGGCUGCUCUCCCCCGAGCCCCUCCCGGGACCUCCCGUGCGGCCUCGGCUGCCGCCACCGGGGACCCCGGGACGGCACCGGCGACACCCGCGGGGCGCGGCGGCCACCGCGACAACGCCACGACGACCCCGGGAGGGGACAGCGGCUGUCGCUAGGGGUGGCCCGGGCGGGGGUCGCGCUCUUCCUCCUCCUCCUCCUCCUCGGGGGGCUCCGCUCCUUCCUCCGCCGCUCCCGGGACCUGCUGCGCCCGUGGCUGCGGCGGCGGGAGGAGGAGGAGGAGGAGGUGACACGUUUGGUGGCCGUGGUGGCCGAGGAGGAGCCGGAGCCGUUCCGGGGGCUCGGGGUGCAGCCCGCGGCCAGCGACACCGAGCUGAGGCGGGCGUGCCGGAGGCUGGCGCUGCUGGUGCACCCCGACAAGAGCCGCGACCCCCGGGCGGAGGCGGCGUUCCCGGUGCUGCGGGAGCGGCUGAGCAGCCCCGAGAGGCGGCGCGAGUUCCAGGCGAAGCAGCUGGUGUGGUUAGAGCUGGUGCUGGGCGCGUUCCUGGCCCGGCUGCAGGAGGAGCUCAGGGACGCCAUGGGCUGCACCCGCUGCGGGGGUGCCACAGGGCCUCCCCCAAGGGCAGCGCUCCCUCCCCCAGCGCCCCCCAGGAUUUCCUGGCCCACCUUUUCCAGGGACCCCCCCAAGGCCAGGGGGGUCCCCCCAAGGGGGACACGAAGCACAAGAGGAGGAAGAAGGGGCGGCGGCCGCAGCCGCGCUGAGGAAAAACCCCCCCAGACCCUCACCCCAAAAAACCAAGAACCUCAAAAAAAAACCCCAAAAAACCUAAAAACUCCACAAAAAAAGGGCUUGGAAUUUUUUAAAAAAUCUAUUUUUUUUUUUUGACUUUAUUUGGUUUUUUAAAAAUAAAAUCGAGUGGUGUUUUUUGUAUUUUAAAUUUAAAAAGAGGGGAGUGGAAAUUUGAGGGUCCCUAAAUCACGAUAUGGCGGCAGCACUUCCGGUCUGCGCAGGAAUAAGAUUGACGUCACUGACGCCGUUGUGGGCGCUGCCAUGUUGGUGGGUUCUAUGAGGGUGCAGAGCGCGGCGCCAUCUUGAG